Messenger RNA from Salmo salar (Atlantic salmon), 1323 nucleotides. The record is from RefSeq and is a predicted model, not a curated record. NCBI's taxonomy places the organism in Eukaryota, Metazoa, Chordata, Actinopteri, Salmoniformes, Salmonidae.
AUGGCACUGUGUUCACUACUUACAACACAGUACACCACCAGCCACUACACCACCAGCCACUACACCACCAGCCACUACACAGUAUACCACCAGCUAGUACACAGUAUACCACCAGCCAGUACACCACCAGCCAGUACACCACCAGUCAGUACACAGUAUACCACCAGCCAGUACACCACCAGCCAGUACACCACCAGCCACUACACCACCAGCCACUACACCACCAGCCACUACACAGUAUACCAUCAGCCAGUACACAGUAUACCACCAGCCAGUACACCACCAGCCAGUACACCACCAGCCAGUACACCACCAGCCAGUACACCCACCAGCCAGUACACAGUAUACCACCAGCCAGUACACAGUACACCACCAGCCAGUACACAGUACACCACCAGCCAGCCACUAUACAACCAGCCAGUGCACAGUACACCACCAGCCAGCCACUAUACCACCAGCCAGUGCACCACCACCCAGCCAGUACACCACCAGCCGGCCACUAUACCACCAGCCAGUGCACCACCACCCAGCCAGUACACCACCAGCCAGCCACUAUACCACCAGCCAGCCACUAUACCACCAGCCAGCCACUAUACCACCAGCCAGCCACUGUACCACCAGCCAGCCACUAUACCACCAGCCAGCCACUAUACCACCAGCCAGCCACUAUACCACCAGCCAGCCACUAUACCACCAGCCAGCCACUGUACCACCAGCCAGUGCACCACCACCCAGCCAGUACACCACCAGCCACUACACCACCAGCCAGCCACUACACCACCAGCCAGCCAGUACACCACCAGCCAGUACACCACCAGCCAGCCACUAUACAGUACACCACCAGCCAGCCACUAUACAGUACACCACCAGCCAGCCAGUUCACAGUACACCACCAGCCAGCCACUAUACAGUACACCACCAGCCAGCCACUAUUCAGUACAUCACCAGCCAGCCACUAUACAGUACACCACCAGCCAGCCAGUUCACAGUACACCACCAGCCAGUACACCACCAGCCAGCCAGCACACAGUACACCACCAGCCAGCCAGUUCACAGUACACCACCAGCCAGCCAGUUCACAGUAUACCACCAGCCAGCCACAACACAGUGCACCACCACCCAGCCACUAUACAGUACACCACCAGCCAGUACACAGUGCACCACCACCCAGCCAGUACACCACAAGCCACUACACCACCAGCCAGCCAGUUCACAGUACACCACCAACCAGUACACCACCAGCCAGCCAGUUCACAGUACACCACCAGCCAGUACACCACCAGCCAGCCAGUUCACAGUACACCACCAGCCACUACACAGUAA